Messenger RNA from Staurois parvus, 345 nucleotides. NCBI's taxonomy places the organism in Eukaryota, Metazoa, Chordata, Amphibia, Anura, Ranidae. The record is from the annotation of a GenBank genome assembly.
CAGCGAAUUAUAGCGGGACUGCGGCGGGCAUUCUGGCACUGGGGGGAACUGACUUGGUGUCACUGACAUCCCCAGUGACACUGAUACAGUGAUCAGUACUAAAAAAAAGCACUCACACUACUAAUGACACUGGGCAGGAAGAGGUUAACAUGAGGGGCGAUAAAAGGGUUAACUGUGUGCUGGGAGUGUUUUACUGGGGGCGGUGUGUUUGGUGCUUCACUGUAAGCACACUGCCAUCCAGAGCAGUAUGCCCGAGCCGACAGGAAGGAGGACUUUUAGUAAACAAAGCAGCCCUCCUCCCCAUCGGAGAUCCUUGGUAAUCACUGGGCGCCAGUGGGUAAUCAC